Molecule: messenger RNA, 1843 nt
Organism: Setaria italica (foxtail millet)
Lineage: Eukaryota; Viridiplantae; Streptophyta; Magnoliopsida; Poales; Poaceae
Exons: 6
Coding region: 354-1562 (402 amino acids)
Molecular function (GO): RNA binding
Source: RefSeq, a predicted model, not a curated record
GCGGCUCGGCUCGUUCGGUUCCAUUAUUUUCAUCUGCCCACAGCCCACCGCCGCCCGCAUCGAUCGUCCGGCGCCGCCAUCACCUCGGUCGUCCGCUGCCGCCAUCACCUCGGUCGUCCGCUGCCGCAGCACUGGUCCGCUACUGCGCGAACCUUCCCCUCUGAUCGGUGCGAGCCGGUCGAGCUCCGCGUGCAGGCAUGGCUCGGACUCGGAGGGCGCGCGGCCCGUCACAUGCUCGAUGGAAUGCCUGACCCAGUGCGCUUGAUUGUUGCCAUUCGUCUUGCAGGUCAACUUAAUUGGACGAAGUAGAUGUCACCGGAGAAAUAAAUUUCUUGGCAAAGGAGUUGUAGGCUAUGGCGACCUGUGUCCUGUCACGUCAAAAUCUAAGAAAGUUGGCGUUGUUUACUCUCCAGAAUAUAUCCCAGAGGCAAAACAUUUCACCUUUCCCUCCAGUUCUCAGAUCUACUGCUCUUUUCCCUAGCAAAUGCUUCAGCCCCCUUUACCUGUUUGGGCAUUCAUGGGGUGUUAGAUGGGCUACCUAUGGAUCAGUGAAUCUAGUUUUGUCUGAUGAUGGCAGACCUAAGUUUCAGAUUGAGGAGGUGGAGCCUUCCAAAAAGAGAAGGUAUUUGACAAAGAAACGCUUGAAGGUUCAGAGGAAGCGGGUAAAGAAGAAGAGGAAUGAGGCAAAUAAAAAUGAUCCACGACGCAUCAGGCCCAAGGGAAAGAAGAUAAAACAAAAAUUCUCCACUGCUGAAGCUAGGCUCAGAUAUAAGAUUGAGAAGGCCAGAUUAAAGGAAGCUAUGUUGAUCGAAAAGCUAAAGAAGUAUGAGGUUGCCAGAGCUCAAGGCCCAAUGUCUAAACUGGAUGAUCUUAGCAGUGAGGAAAGGUUUUACUUGAAGAAGGUUUCACAGAAAAAGUCAAAUUAUGUCCCUGUUGGAAGGCGAGGAGUUUUUGGAGGCGUAAUCCUGAACAUGCAUUUGCACUGGAAGAAACAUGAAACUGUGAAGGUUAUAUGUAAGCCCUGCAAACCAGGGCAAAUCCAGGAAUAUGCAAAUGAGAUAGCUAGACUUAGUGGUGGUAUCCCUGUCAACAUCAUUGGAGAUGACACUAUAGUGUUUUACAGAGGGAAGAACUAUGUUCAGCCAGAAGUUAUGUCACCAGUUGAUACACUUUCAAAGAAAAAGGCACUUGAAAAAUCAAAAUAUGAACAGUCGCUGGAGACAGUUCAGCGUUUCAUUGCAGUAUCUGAAAAGGAGCUUGAACUUUAUUAUCGCCAUGUUGCACUUUAUGGAAUCCCACAAUCCCAGAAAGCUGAUCUUGUUUGUGGUGAUGAUGGAGAAGCUUCUUUGCUUAAAAUGGGGGGAUUGGAUCAAGGGAAGGACCUGUUGCCCCAUCUGGCUACUAAUCAUUUUUCUGAUCUUCACACCAGUGAUAUUUCUGAAUCCGAUGAAGAAGAUACUUCUGGUAGUGAAUAUGAUGUUAACGACAAUGAGACUGAGGAUGCGGUCAACAUUUCUGAAGAUGCAAUUUCUGAUCUUGGCGGGUUAGCCAACAGGGAGUGAAGCUGUAAACCCCUGAGCACUUACUCAAGCUAACACCCAGAAGGAAAAGGGUACUGAUGUCAAAAUGGCCUCUGGUAUGUAGAAUGUCAACCAACACUUAUAUUGGAUCAUUUUUCUUUAAGCUUAGAUGUGUUCCAGUGAUACCCUAUGUUGCCAUGGCGCAUUAGUUAAUUAUUUGUUACUAUUUGCUACCGAAUUAGUAGUAUCUGAAACCUCCACCCCACCCAGCAAAUCAUCUCACUGUAACCAUCUUGUUCAGUAUGGGCAUAAUUUUCUCUUCA